Messenger RNA from Paramormyrops kingsleyae, 5000 nucleotides. It is a transcript of the gene pias4a, whose product is annotated as protein inhibitor of activated STAT, 4a. Lineage: Eukaryota; Metazoa; Chordata; Actinopteri; Osteoglossiformes; Mormyridae. The record is from RefSeq and is a predicted model, not a curated record. Gene Ontology annotation, cellular component: chromatin. Gene Ontology annotation, biological process: protein sumoylation; regulation of transcription by RNA polymerase II. Gene Ontology annotation, molecular function: zinc ion binding; transcription coregulator activity; SUMO ligase activity.
CCUUGAUAUGGCAUGUUAAACCUACUCCUUGGAAAUCUGGACCGGCACUGAUGAGGCAGUGCUUUGUUUCAGUCACAAAACAGGCUGCAUUUUAAGGGAACCCGGAUACACCGUUUUCCAAGGAUUUCCGGUCCAGUCACUGGUCUGUAGAGGAGAGAAGUUCAAAGAGGAUGUGACCUGGUUGUGGGGGGUCUGCGAUGAUUUUCCCUGCCCGAUUCCUGACUCGGGAACAUGGUGAAGAGUUUCAGAGUGUCUGACCUGCAGACACUGCUGGCUUCCAUGGGACGCAGUAAAAGUGGCCUGAAGCAGGACCUGGUGGGAAGGGCCUUGAGACUGGUACAGACGGAAUAUAGCCCCGAACUGCUGAAAAACGUCCGCCAGCUCUAUGAGUCGCGCUUCCCCAAGGCGACAGGCUGGCUUCCAGCACGCCGGCCCGAAGUGGUCCCGGUGACCCAAUCCACUCGUAGCACCUCGCCAUCCACCAAUGCGCAGGGCACAGACUACCUCAAUGGCCUCCCAAAGCCAUCUCCCACCCCUGCCUCAGAAAUAAAGCUGGUCUCGUUGCCCUUCUACCAAACUCUGGAGACACUGGUGCCCCCGACAGAGCUGCUUGCACAGAACAGUGAGAAGCUGCAGGACAGCCCAUGCGUGUUCGAACUGACACAGAGCCAAGUGGACCAGAUCAGAAACUCCAGUGAGCUUCGUCCAGGGAUCAAAUCAGUCCAGGUGGUACUUAGAAUUUGCUACACAGACACUGUUGGCGUUCAAGAGGAUCAGUAUCCCCCAAAUAUUGCAGUCAAAGUUAAUCAGUCCUACUGUCACGUCCCUGGUUACUACCCCUCAAACAAGCCGGGUGUAGAGCCCCGCCGGCCGUGUCGCCCCGUCAACAUCACGCCCUGGUUACACCUGUCCACCGCCCUCAACCGUAUCACCGUCACCUGGGGAAACUUCGGAAAGCGGUACUGCGUGGCGGUCUACCUGGUGAGAGUCUUCACCGCGGCGGAUCUCUUCAGCAAACUCAAGCUCUGCUCGGUGGAGAGUGCCGACCGCUGCCGUGAGCGCAUCCAGGACAAGCUGCGCUUUGACCCAGAAAGUGAGAUUGCUACCACAGGGCUGCGAGUGUCACUCAUCUGCCCUUUGGUGAAGAUGCGUCUGAAUGUACCAUGCCGGGUCCUGACCUGCGCCCACCUGCAGUGCUUCGACGCGGUCUUCUUCCUGCAGAUGAAUGAGAAGAAGCCCACGUGGACCUGCCCCGUGUGCGAUAAGCCUGCGCCCUUCGAGCUGCUCACCAUCGAUGGGCUGCUGUCUGAAAUCUUGAAGGAGACCGAGGACGUGGAGGAGAUCGAGUACCUUACAGACGGUUCCUGGAGGCCCAUCCGGGAUGAGAAGGAGAAGGAGAGGGAGCGGGAGCGCAGCCACACACCUGAGUAUCCGCUGCUGCAUAUAUGCUCUCCGGAAGCCAACGGUCACUCCCCGGCCCCCACCGUCACCAGCCAGCCUGCCAAGUCCGCCGCGGGCACUCUCGCCGCCCCGACUGGAACCGGGGCCGGCGCGGUGGUGGACCUCACUCUGGACUCUUCCUCGGAGGAGGAGGAGGCGGACGGGCCGACGGGGGACAGCGAAGACACGGACGACAGUCAGGACAACCCUGCCCCGAAGAGAGGCCGCUAUGACUACGAUAAGGAUCUGGUCACUGCUUACUGACCUCCUGGACCUACAGACUUGAGUGAGGGGUUUGAGUAGAGUUGUGGAGGGUUCAAAUUGACCUACUCCCCCUCCCCCCUUUUACACACACACAUGCACACACUCACGCGCACACAAACACACACACACAGCUGACUUCACUAUAGCACUGCAGAAGCCACGUGAUCCAUAGGCUACUCUUCCUCAUGGCCUGUUAUUUUACUGAUGUACAUCUCACUAACUUCAGAUGGACAUGAGUAGCUCUUUCCCACUUUCUGUCCUCCCCUCUGUUUUUAUCUCCCUCCUCCCCAUAGCCUGUACUCCUGCUAUAAGAGCCAUAAAACGUGUUUCCUUCACCUUUGACGACUAAAUUACACGCAAGGUAGGAAGUGUAUUUGAGGACUGAGACCUUGCAAGCAGUGAAUCUCUAAAGCAUAUUUCAGUUUCACUUUCAUUAUACUUAUAGGAUGUGGUAUAAAAUUGCAUGGGGCUUAAGUCUAUUUUUUUUUCUUUUCUUUUGUCCAAAUCCUUCCUUAUUUUGGUCCUAGAAACUGACAACCUACCUCAGUCAAAACAAACUUGAUGGGGAGAUAUCAUUUGAAAAAUUCUGGCUGGAGUUUUCUUCUUUUUUUUUGUUUUUUGAGUCACACUGGAGAGGGUGUCCAUUUCCUUUUUGGAGAUCCGCCCGCAUUGGGGCAUGAUGACAGUGGAGCUAAAUGUAAUCUACUUUCUUACUGGUUCGUCUGCUGUCACAUGCCAAAUUUCUAUUGGGAUGCUCACAUAUACAAAUAAUGGUUGGGUGUCGCACUAUCUGUUCAGCAUUUUAAUUACGAUAUCCAUAUUUUCAUAAAUACAUUUGAUCAAAAAAAGCAUUUUUUCUAUAAUUUGGUGAACUGCAAUAACUUUAAUGGUAAAGUAUUAUGAACAUUUGGCACAUUUUAUGAAAUUGAUUUCUGUUAUUUAUUUCCAUGUUUGUAUGUGUGAAAAUGCUGGUGUUUUUUUUUUUUUUUUUUUUUUUUCUUAAACAUAUUUUAAUCCCGGUAAGUUAAAGCCUAGAGGAGGAUGUUGAUGGAAGUCGAUAAUCCAUUCUGUGUUUUGUCCUCUUGAAAUCAUUGCCUGUUACAGGUUAGCCAACAUCUACAGUGACUUUAAGUGGGAUUCCAUACAACAGCAUUGGUAACAUUUUGAAGUUCUCUCUUUCACUUACUGUUACAUUACAAAAUGUGCUACGUUGUGAACUGUUCAUGACAUUUUGAAUUUGGGGCAUUGGAUCUGUUUUUGGACUCGGUAAAGAAUCUCAAAUGGACAGCGCAGUUCACCAUAAAAUGAUCAGAACUGGGCUGCGAUGUCCAUUUUAUCUUAAACCCGUACUUCUACAGGAAGCAGUUUGCUGCUGAUUAUAUUGUUGCAGUUGAAUGUUAUUAGGCUUUGAACUGGGAAGGGUAUUUUGACCUUCUGGUACUGAGGUUUUCUUUGUGAAAGAUCGAGCUACAGGAAAUGGCAUCUGGUUAUGCUGGCGUGGUGUGCACGCACCUUAAUGGCUGAAGAUUGAAAGAAAGGGCAAUAAAUGAUCUGCACUCAGUCUGAUUACAGUAGCAGAAUAAGACCUUCGGAAUAUGCAUUAGGAGGCGAGAAUUCAUAGAUAUUCUUCAGUUGUACGAUUUUUGGUUAAUUGGUGUUUUAAUUGAUAUGAUGGCGUUCAUGUCCUUGAGACUGAGUUUCAUUUGUUUGUAUAUGCCUGGCUGUUUUAUUUUCAGCUUUGUAGGCCAUCAGACAUACUUGUAAAUUAAGGGUGGUCCAAAAAGGCUUCCAUAUAGACAGAACCAUCAGAUGUGCCUUGUAACCACCUUUCUGCUUCUCUCUUGGUACAUUUGAACUACAUCAGACUGGGAUAAGCAUGAAAUUCGGACCAUUUCCCUACUGUGAUGAUGGAUAUCCCUUGUGGAAAUGGCUGUAGUAGAGUUCAACUUUUAAUUGACGUAUCGGUAUGAUCAGCUUGGGUCUUGGUGCUUUUUUUUUUUGUUGCUUUUUUUUCAAAUUUUGCAAAUUUUGAAAUUUUAUGAAAUCCUUGGCCUCAUUCAUUCCUGAACUUCAAGCACUUGCAUCAACUCCCAAUGUUCCCUUUAGAGAAAAGGUUUGCCAGUUGUGAAACAGCUACUACAGCUAAUGUAUAUGACGAGAUCCUUUCUUUUUCCGUCAGAUCAUUUUAAAGGCUUGUUCUUUUAAGAAUAAUAACUGCAAGCUGCGGCUUACUUUGGCUGGCGUUGUUACACAAUGAAGGCCGUGUAGUUCACUAGGGUAAUAGUUAGUCCUUGUGUGUAAUUGUACAACAUCCAUAAGGGCUUACAUUGGUGGAAACGGUAUAUUGUAGCUAAUUGUAAUAGACUUUUCCAACAACUUCAAUCUUCAGAUGCCUAUGUGCGUGAAUCUACCAUUCGUGCUGAUUAAUACCCGACUUAAAUGAAAAGCAACCUUGUAUUCUCAUUUUACAUCAUUGUCCAUUUCUAAUAAAGCCACUUUUUUGAUAGCUGAGAUCUAUAGGCCCCUCAUAAUUAUUUAGCAAAAGAUUUAAGAAUAUAAUUUGUAGGUUGUUUCCUGUGAACGCCUCUCAGCCUGUCUGACGAUUCACGCAGCCAGGCUCUUCUUUUGACUUGUGAAGUUGAUCAAAAUAACCUCUUAAUUACAUAUUAAAUAGAAACUCAUUUCCUCUGAAGUCUUAUCCAUGCUUUUAGUACAGCUGAUUUAAAAAAAUAAAUUAAAAAAAUGGUUCUGUUAUUGAAUUGUUUUAAACCUUGACUACCAUUGCACAACUAAUAUCCGGUUUGUGUCCAUAACUGAAAUGAAAAUAGGUCCUUGUAGAGUUUUUCAGAACGGGACUGUUCUUAGUUGAAAUUGAGGGGGAGGAUCGAAACAAGGGGAGAAUAUUGGCCUGUCUGGAUCCCGUAUUGCAAUGCCUAUGGUGCCAUGGACAGUGGCUUACUAUUCCCUAUGUAAAUGUUUUGUGUGUUGUGUCUUUUUAUAUGUUCAUAUUAAAAGCCAACAAAAUGAAUAAAUAAUAUUUUAUCAAGCUCUGAUUUGACUCCGGUUGUUCCGAUAGGCAAACACUCAGAAAACAGGACUCAGGUUUUAGUUAGUAUGGCUUAUAUACAUAAAGCUGUAAGCAUGUGUGCUACUGAAUGGUCUGGGGGGAUCUCUAGAGGAUACCGUUGUUGUUGUGCCAUCUGUGUAAAUGGCAAAUAAGAUUCGAAUUUUACAUAGCGACGUGCUAAAACCUGUUAUUUACAUGUAAAAUUACAAAUUAAACAAAUUUUAAAACA